Messenger RNA from Mycena citricolor, 4434 nucleotides. The record is from the annotation of a GenBank genome assembly. Lineage: Eukaryota; Fungi; Basidiomycota; Agaricomycetes; Agaricales; Mycenaceae.
AUGGUGGUAUGCGAAACACACCUCUCCCCAGAGCAGACAAACGAAAUCCAAACCAGCCAUAUAGGACGCCGACUACAGGUAUUCAACUCCCCCAACCCAGAAGAUCCAAACACAAGGGGAAUUGCACUAGUGCUAAAUAGAGAGCUAACAAAUAUAAAAGAUGUGACCAUUUACUACCUGAUACCCGACCGUAUAUAUGUCUCAAAUAGACAAUUCCAGCAGUGCAAACACUGGGAAAUUAGUGAUGCUGCUGGGAAGCUGACUGACCACAGACUGGUUACUGUCACCAUCACAGCACCACUCUCCCCACAUGUAGGACGUGGCAACUACUCAAUUCCACUCUUUAUUCUCCAGGACACUAACUUCAUGUCCUUUGUGCAUGAGGCCGGGAGCAAACUAGAUGAAAUGAUCGAACUAAGCAAAGAACCUGAAAAUCAGAUAGGAAAUAUCCAAACCCAUUAUCACAGCUUCAAACAAGAAAUCCUUCAGUAUGCAAGAAAACGGGCAAAGAUAGUCAUUGGAGCCUCUCGGGAGAAGAAAAAGAACCUGUCUGCAAGGAAGAGAACAAUGCUCCAGACCAAAAAAGUUCCUGCCCAAGGUACCCCCCCAGGAAACCAGGUAGGGACCACACCACAUGAGAACCUGAUAGAUGAAGACCAGGAGCCCCCUCAAUCUGUAAAUAAUGCAGAGGAAGAGCUGGCAGAACACAUCUAUGCACUGCAGCAUGAGAUAGAUGAGAUUACAGAACAGCAGAGGGAUAAACAGCGAGUGAACACUCAAGUGAAAUGCUUUACAGAACUAGAUCACAUCACCAAAUUCACUGUGUCAAUGAGCAAAGAUAGUAAGCCUCGCGAUACUAUAACCUUCCUUCAACGAACAGAUACAGACCAGCCAAUAGGAUCAAAACGCUCAUCUGAAAUGGCAGAGAUUGCUAGAGACUACCAUCAAGCACUUCAAUAUGACCCCUCCGAGGAGGACCUCACCAGUAAGCAAGAAAGCAUUCUAGCUGCUCUAGAACACAUACACCCAGUGGAAAUCUCUUCUGAGGUAGAAGCACUAAGCAAACUUCUAAGUGAAGAUGACAUAGCAGAAGCCCUGAAACAGGCAAAGGUUGGCACAGCCGCAGGAGUAGAUGGCAUCCCCUAUGAGCUCUGGCAACAACUCCAUAAAACCUACCUUGACACAACUGAGUAUAACUCAAAAAAACCUCUUGAAGAGCAGAAACCUACUCUGAACAUAAUCAAAAUACUUGCAUCAAUCUUCAAUGACAUUGAGAAACAUGGGGUAACAGCCAACUCAGACUUUGCUCUUGGAUGGAUGUGCCCAAUAUGGAAGAAGAAGGAUAAAUCUGACAUUGCCAACUACCGUCCUAUAACAGUCCUUAACACAGACUACAAGCUUCUGACAAAAACACUAUCAAAUAAAUUGGCAAAGAUUGCACCUCACCUCGUUAAUACAGACCAAGCUGGCUUCAUGAAAGGUAGAAAGAUUCAGGACCAGAUCUUUCUGGCCCAGCAAGUAGUAGGCUACUCAAGCGAACAGCUGCAUAAUGGUGCUAUUGUGGCACUUGACCAAGAAAAAGCCUAUGAUAAGACCAAUCACACCUACCUUUGGCAAACCCUGCGCAAACAGGGGAUACCCAACCUGUUCAUAGACACUGUGAAAGCACUUUAUGCAGAUGCCCAGACUUGUGUCAUAAUAAAUGGUGAAAAAAGUACUCCAUACAAAGUAACACGAGGCGUUCAGCAAGGGGACCCACUCUCCUGUCUGCUUUUUAACCUAGCCAUUGAGCCACUAGCCUCUAUGGUCCGCAGCUCAAACCUUCAAGGAAUGCAGAUACCUGGGACCUCCCGCCGUAUCAUUAUCAAAAUGUUUGCAGAUGAUACCACAGUAUAUUUAAAUGCCAACGAUCGGCUAAGUGACCUCACCGCAAUACUGAACAAGUGGUGUGCAGCAUCAAGCGCAAAGUUCAACACUGAAAAGACAGAAAUUAUACCUGUUGGUAACCCCACCUUCCGAGCCCAUGUAGCCAACACAAAAACCUUUCAUGAUGAACAUGAUGUAAUUGCAGAAGCAAAAAUUGCAAGAGAUGGAACUGCAGUCCGAAUAUUAGGAGGAUAUGUAGGAAACGGCAUUGACUGUUUCACACUAUGGUCUCCAAAGCUAGAAAGGAUUGACAAUGAAUAUGAAAAGUGGGAGAAUCUCCAUCCAACAUUAGAAGCACGCCGACACAUAGACCAGAUUGUUGCCGGGUCCAUAACUCAAUAUCUGACUAUGGUAAAUGGAAUGCCCAAACAUGUCCUCAAGCACCUACAACGCUCCCAGAGAGAGUUUAUGUGGGGAGGAGCCAAAUCCUCACCAGUACAAAAAGCUGUUCUACUUCAACCUAUUCUAGAUGGUGGAAAAAAUCUUCUAGACAUUGAAGCUAGGAAUGAUGCACUGACAAUUCUGAAGCUGGCAUCAUACCUAAACUUGGACCCUACCAGUCGCCCUGACUGGGCCUACUUUGCAGACUCCCGCUUUGCUGCAGCUGACAGGAAGAGCUCCAGACUAAAUCCUGGCUCCCACACACAGAUGUUCCUUCAGACCUGGCGCCCAAACAAACUGAAACUCCCUACUGACCUUCGAGAGAUGGUAAGAGUAGCAGAGAGAUACAAUCUUGGUUUUGAAGUAGUCUCCCCUCCAAGUGAACUGCUUGAAGAACUCCCACUCUUCCACCACCUAGGUGAGGACCCAGCGCAGCGUCAAAUAAAUAAUUCAACUGCCUGCAAAUGCCUAAGAAACAAUCACCUUGCCCUGAAUGUGGGUGAUGGAGCACUAAUAGCUGCUCGCCUUGAGAACCCCAACCACCAGCCAUCUGCCAGAUGUGUAUGCACUGCAUGUGUGUCAGACAGAAAUAUCCUGAACUGUACUAAUCCAGAUGCCUGUGCACAGUGUGCAGGCCAGAGAAUAAAUCUGAUACACCCAAGAUGGGACCCCCGUCUUGCAAAUACCAAACAAACCCCUGAACUAAGACCCUUGGAAGAAGGGCAGAUAUUGCUCCCUCCCGUUGCUGCAUCACUUACAGAGGGAUUUCGAAUCUUUCGCACAGAUAAUACUACCCCUAUCACUAUACCCCUACGUGCAAGGCCCACAACCCCAAUCCAGGCAUACAUUGUAACUGGUCGAAAUGCUGACCGAUCUGGAUCUUGUUACUCCUUGUGGUUUGCUGAGGGUGACCAACGAAAUGAAAACUUUGAAAUUCCCAGAACUGUGGGGACAACUAAACAGGCUGCUGAGAUUGUAGCCUGUCUUGCAUGUAUCCGACGUGCCUCACCAAAAGCAGAUAUAACCCUGUAUCUUGAGAAAAAGUCAUUGCCACAGAUAAUCAAUAAAAAACUCAAAGAGUGGGAAGACAUGGGAUGGCAUGGUGUCCCAGAUGGCCACAUUCUCUGCCCACUUCUAGCUGAACUUAGAGGACGAGAAGGGAAAACCAAAAUCUUAACCCCUGAAGCAAACUCCUUAGAAGCCCUCACCCUCCAAAAUCUCAGCAUUAGAGCUGCUGGGGCAAGCCACCCACAUCCUCACCCCAACCAAACCACUGCCACAACAAGACCAGACCUGAUCACAAAUGGGGCAAAGCUAGCAGCCUUGACACAGAAAAGAGCUUACACUAUCAUCAAAUCUAUGCACAAGAAAAUAGUCCGCCCAGCAACCCAGCAAUGUCUCAACCAAAUUGUAGCUGAGAUUCAGAGGCUAACUGGAAAAUCUCCCACAACCCCUGAGAUAUGGCGGUCAAUUAGACUCCCCAACCUAUCGCGACAGGUGAAAAACUUCCUCUGGAAGUCAAUACACAAUGCACACAGAAUUGGUGCGUUCUGGAAACAUAUUCCUGAUUGUGAAGACCGGGCAACUUGUCAAACAUGCAGCACUGAAGAAACACUGGAGCACAUACUUUGUGACUGCACCUGCGUGGGUCAAGAUGAAGUCUGGAAGCUAGCAGGCAACCUCUGGGAAACCACGGGAAAGCCAUGGUUCAAGCCCUCUCUAGGGGCCAUUCUUGGGGUGGGCCUACUGAAAGUAAAAUCAGUUAACAAACCUGACCCAGGGCUAACAAGACUGCUACACAUCAUUAUCUCUGAGUCAAUGUUCCUGAUCUGGAAGCUCCGAAACCAGCGUGUGAUAUCCAACAAUGGCCAACCCCAUACCCCCAAAGAGAUUGAACAAAGGUGGAACCACCUUAUUGAGUCUAGAUUCAAACUAGAGUGUGCCAUGACAAACAAACUACGUUUUGGUAAACGUGCACUGGCACUGAGAACCCUUGAAGCAACAUGGAGGCCUGUCCUUACCUCCUCUGAUGAUAUCCCGGAGCACUGGGUGAACUGCCCCAGGGUUUUAGUGGGUCGCGCAUACCUGGCAAUACUGCCACCUCCCCCUGAGCCACCACCAGGUUAG